Melospiza melodia melodia is the source of this 1709-nucleotide messenger RNA. It is a transcript of the gene TMEM120B, whose product is annotated as transmembrane protein 120B. NCBI's taxonomy places the organism in Eukaryota, Metazoa, Chordata, Aves, Passeriformes, Passerellidae. Bases 28 to 1047 code for a protein of 339 amino acids. The record is from RefSeq and is a predicted model, not a curated record. Gene Ontology annotation, cellular component: nuclear inner membrane. Gene Ontology annotation, biological process: fat cell differentiation. The transcript has 12 exons.
CCGGGGAGCGGGCGCGGCCCCGCGGCCAUGCGGGAGCAGCUGGAGCGGAGCCUCGGCGAGUGGCGGGAGCUGGAGGAGGAGUUCCGGCAGCUCCAGGAAACACACAAAGUUUACAGGCAGAAACUGGAAGAAGUCACCAGCUUGCAGACAGCCUGCAGCAGCUCCAUACAGCGGCAGAAGAAGACACUGAGGGACCUGAAGCACAGCCUGCAGCGGUGCAAGCCCAGAGCGAGUCCUGAGGAGUUUGCUCUCAUUCAGGAGAUCAGCAGCCAGAUCAAGGAGAGGCAGAAUGCCUUCUUUGACAUGGAAGCCUACCUGCCCAAGAGGAAUGGCCUGUACUUAAAUCUGGUGCUGGGAAAUGUGAAUGUUACUCUCCUGAGCAACCAGGCAAAGUUUGCAUACAAGGACGAGUAUGAGAAGUUCAAACUUUAUCUGACAAUAAUCUUGUUACUGGGGGCUGUUGCCUGCAGGUGUUUUCUCCACUACAGGGUGACAGAUGAAGUGUUUAACUUUCUGUUGGUGUGGUAUUACUGCACGCUGACGAUACGGGAGAGCAUUCUCAUUAGCAAUGGCUCAAGGAUCAAAGGCUGGUGGGUGUCUCAUCACUACGUUUCCACGUUCCUCUCUGGAGUGAUGUUAACGUGGCCCGAUGGACUCAUGUAUCAGAUGUUUCGCAGUCAAUUUUUAGCAUUUUCAAUAUUUCAGAGCUGUGUUCAGUUCUUACAGUAUUAUUACCAAAGGGGCUGCCUCUACAGGCUCCGGGCUUUGGGGGAGAGAAACCACUUGGACCUUACAGUGGAAGGAUUCCAGUCCUGGAUGUGGCGGGGGUUGACGUUUCUCCUUCCCUUCUUGUUCUUUGGGCACUUCUGGCAGCUAUACAAUGCAAUCACUCUUUUCAGAUUGUCAAGGCACAAGGAAUGCAAAGAAUGGCAGGUUUUUGUGUUGGCUUUCACAUUCCUGCUGCUCUUCCUUGGGAACUUCCUCACUACUCUCAAGGUGGUGCACACUAAGCUGCAGAAGAACAAAGACAAGGUGAAGAAGCUGUGACUGCCCCUGUUCCCAGUGUGCAUCCAGCAGGGCUGGGUGUGGGACAGACCCUGCCCAGCCCCAGGCAGGCCAUGGAUGGGCUCAGGACUCUCCUGUCCCCGUGUCUGGUAAAGGACUCUGCCAGCACAGACUCAGUAUUAAUGCAAGCAUGGCUCUCCAGUCACACUCCUGCUAUUUAUGUAUAUUUAAUAUAAAAUGUAUUUGCUUCUGGGGUUUUUGUUCUGUGUAUAGAGCAGCAUGCACCUGCCUGGCCAAGCACCAGCGUUGGGGGAAAUGUGGGAUCUACUGUAAUUCCAAUUCUGGAAUGAUACCUGACACUUUGCAGUUUUAUUAUUUAAAUUCUGGGUAUUGAAUUUAUUGAGGUUUAUGAACACUCUGGGUGGAUCAGUAAUACAAAAUGAAUGCUGUUUUUCAAGGCAUAUUCUCAGUGGCAAUACUAACCUGUGUGUACUGUGAAAAGAAAAUACUCAUCUUUGUACCAUACUGCUGCUAUAUACACUUCUAAAAAGCUAUUUAAAUAAGAGGAAUUCCUCAUUUGAAAACAAAAUCAUGUGAACAAAAGCAGUUUUUAAAUGGCAGGGAAGUCUGCUAGCCCUUUUCCAGGGAGACCAGGUCAUUUGUCCAGGCCUGAAAGAACCUAAAAUAAACCAUUCAAUAUGCAA